AUGUCUGCUUCGGCACAGCAUAACGUCAGCAGUAGGCGGCCCGAUGCCCCGCCGGCGGCUUCCCCACUGGCGGCUUCCCCCGGCGUGCAGUUUCCGCCAGCGGCGCAGCCGGAGGUGAUGCGCGCCGCGGAGAAGGACGAGCUGUACGCGGCGUCGCUGGGCGACAUGUGUCACGACGCCAUUGCCUCGCAGCUCGGCCACCGCGUCGCGGGCCAAUGGGGCGGUCCGAUCCGCGUGGCGGCGCGGUGUCUCUACUAUCUCGUGACCACCGGCGCCGGCAGCAGGACUCUAGGGGAGGAGUACUGCGACAUAGUGCAGGUACCAGGCCGCUACAACCUGCGCCCCACCCUUGCGCGUCGCCUUUUUCUCGUGCUGCUGCACUCCCUGCUCCCCCGGCUGUGCCAGCUCACACCAGCGCCCGUUUGUCCCCUCUCCGCCAUCCCCCCCUCUCCGCCAUCCCCCCCUCUCCGCCAUCCCCCGCCCUUCUCGGGUGUCAGGUCGCUACAACCUUCCCCCCGUCACAUCAGCACCUGCAAUGUUACCCCGUUCCCACGUCCAUCCCCCUUCCUUCCCCUCCCCUCCCAGGUGUCAGGUGCUUACAACUUGCCACCUGCCCCAGCGCGUCGCCUCUCUCUUGUGCUGCUGCAUGCGCUGCUCCCGGCUGUAGCAGCUCACAUCAGCGCCCGCGCUGCUGCCCGGGGAAGGGCGCUCGCAGCAGCAGGGGAAGGGGGAGCAGGGGAGGGGGGAGUAGGGGCGGGGGGAGUAGGGGCGGGGGGAGUAGGGGCGGGGGGAGUAGGGGCGGGGGGAGUAGGCGAGGGGGGCACAGGGGGGACAACAGGCGGAGGGGGGAGAGGAGGAGUAGGGAAUGGAACAACACUUGCAGGGGCGGAGGAGGAGGCACCUCACAGCCACACAUCCAGCCUUAGGGCGAGAGAGGAGGGCGCAAUAGAGGGGGUUUCAGUAGAGGGAGGAGGCGUGGAAGCAGCACGUGUGAGCGGUGGAAGGGGGUUGGGAUGGGUGGCAGCUGUGGCGACAGAAUGGCACUGGGUGGGCUGUGUGAGGGAGCGAGUGAGGGAGAGAGUGUGGGAGAUGGGGAGGAGGGCGCUGGUGGUGUGGGCGGGGGUGGCAGUGCGAGGGGGGGAUGUGUUGAUGCUGCUGGGGAGGGCGCAUCUGCUGCUCUUCUACUGGCACGGGUCGUACCUGCAUGUAGCCAAGCGGGUGAAAGGCGUGCGAUACAUUUACACUGCCCAACCUCCUGCUUACUCCCCCAGAUAUCACAUGCUCGCAUUCUUCCUCUUCAUUCAGCUCGCGAUUCUCUCCUCUGAUUGGCUGCGCCGCUCUCUGCUGCAACACAGACCCCUGGCGCAUACCAUACCGCCACCACCCACAGCCCCACUGGCAGCCGCUGAUGCUCCACCAGAGUCCAGCAAGGGGUGGGGCGAGGAGACGGAGGGGUCUCAACAGUUUCAAGAGGGUGAAGUGGAGGGGGAGGCAGGGAGUGAGGCGAGCGGACGGUGCUCCCUGUGCCUUGCGUCUCGCUCCCACCCCACCUGCUGCCCAUGCGGUCACAUCUUCUGCUGGUAUGCCUGUUGCUCUAUUCCGUUUCUUCCACCUUCCCAUCUUGUUUACCACUCUUCCCUCCACCACCGCACCCCACCUGCUGUCCUCGCGGCCACAUCUUCUGCUUGUAUGCCUGUUGCUCUACUCCCCACCCACCCGGCUUGCUGCCCUAAUGGCCAUCCCUCUCUUCUGCUAGGGGUGCAUAGCAGAGUGGUGCAACGAGAAGCACGAGUGUCCUCUUUGCCGCUCUGCCUUUCCUCACCCCCGUCUCACGACGUGUUCCAUGCCACCGCCACCUAA
Closterium sp. NIES-65 is the source of this 1860-nucleotide messenger RNA. NCBI's taxonomy places the organism in Eukaryota, Viridiplantae, Streptophyta, Zygnematophyceae, Desmidiales, Closteriaceae. The record is from the annotation of a GenBank genome assembly.